Ostreococcus tauri is the source of this 903-nucleotide messenger RNA. Its product is annotated as HAD-superfamily hydrolase,subfamily IIIA. The transcript has a single exon. Gene Ontology annotation, molecular function: phosphatidylglycerophosphatase activity. The record is from RefSeq and is a predicted model, not a curated record. The coding region runs from base 1 to 903 and encodes 300 amino acids. NCBI's taxonomy places the organism in Eukaryota, Viridiplantae, Chlorophyta, Mamiellophyceae, Mamiellales, Bathycoccaceae.
AUGUCCAUCGGCCGUUGCGUCGCUCACGCAUCGACCGCACGCGAUCGUUUCGCUCGUCCCGUCGCUUCGUUCGCGCCCACGACGACGACGCGUCAGCGCGCUCGCGUCUCCGCGCUGCGCGCCAUGUGCUCGAGCGAUCGCGCCGACGCACCGCCCGCACACGCCCCGAGCUUUUACUCCAAGGCGAUGCAAAGCGUGAACGCGGCCGGGAUUAAGCUCUUCAUAAAGUCCACGUUGACGGAUCGCGCGCUGGCGAUGCCGCAGGUGGCGUGUCGGGACGCGAGCGAGGUGGAUUGGGCGCACCUGAAAGCGUUGGGAUUUAAGGGCGUUAUAUUCGACAAGGAUAACACGUUGACGACGCCAUACGCGAUGGAGAUCAAUGAUAGGGUUAGGAGAUCGUUGGAGUCGUGUAAAGAGGCGUUCGGGGAGAAAAACGUGGCGGUGUACAGUAACUCGGCGGGUCUGUAUCAGUACGACCCAGAUGGAAAGGAGGCGGACGCGAUGGAGCGCGCGCUGGGGGUGCGAUUCGUUCGACACGCGACGAAGAAACCGGCUGGGGACGUUGAUGAUGUGGUGGAGAACUUCCCCGGUUGCAAUUCCGCUCGAGAACUGAUCUUCGUCGGCGACAGAUAUCUCACGGACGUCGUCUUCGGCAACCGUCACGGGAUGUUCACCAUUCGCGUCGAACCGUUCACGCUGAGCGGCGAAUCGCUCUCGAUUCGCGCCGCUCGUAAAAUCGAAGAGUCCGUCGUCGCCCUCUGGCGCUCGCUGGGCGUCGCCCCGAGACCCCACGAACGUCUCUUUCCCGGCGGCGUCUCGCUCGACGCCCAAAAUCGAGCGCACUGGACCCUCAUCGACGGCGAGCCCGCCGCCGUGAACCUCUCCAAGGUGCUCCAUCGUUAG